AUCAUAGCAGCGCGGCCGUGUCCGUUUCCUCCUCCGUCGCCACCACCACCACCACCUCCUCUUCUCCCCUCCCCUCCCCUCCCCGGCGUCCCCUCGGACCCCAUUCGCCGAUGCGGCGGGUACCCAAACCCUAGCCCGAUCCAGACGGCGAUGGCGACCGCCCGCGCGGGGGGCGCGCCGCACGUCACCGGCGACCGCUACCUCGACCUGCUGGUCCGCUUCGUGGGCCGCCACGCGGGGGCGCUGCUCGACGGCUCCGUCACCCUGCGCCUCCACCCCGUGGGGCUCCACUACGUCGCCUCCCGCCUCGAGGCGCUGCGCGAGCUGGAGGCCGUCGGUGCCGGCGCGCCCGUCGACUACCUCCGCGCCUACGUCGCCGACCUCGGCGACCACCGCGCGCUCGAGCAGCUCCGGCGGAUCCUGCGCCUGCUCACGUCGCUCAAGGUCGUGGCCGCCGGGCCGGGGCGGGACCCGGCGCCGCUCUCGCUCCUGCCGUUCGCGCGCCUCCGCGUGCUCGAGCUGCGUGGGUGCGACCUCUCCACCUCCGCCGCCAGGGGCCUGCUCGACCUCCGCCACACCCUCGAGAGGCUCAUCUGCUACAAUUCCACGGAUGCUCUUAGGCAUAUCUUCACAAGCAGGAUCAUGGAUAUCAAGGAUUCACCCACAUGGGGCCGUCUGUUGUAUGUGUCUUGUGCUUCAAAUGGUCUCAUGCUCAUGGAUGAGUCAUUGCAGUUGUUACCUGCAGUUGAAAUCCUUGAUCUUAGUCGGAACCGGUUUGCAAAGGUGGAUAAUCUGCGAAAAUGCACAAAGCUACGGAAUCUAGAUCUUGGAUUUAACCAUUUGCGUUCUAUAUCAUCCUUGAGCGAGGCUUGCAGUCGAAUUGUUCAACUUGUACUGAGAAAUAAUGCUUUAACUGCAUUACAUGGGAUUGAAAAUCUAAAGUCACUUAUGGACCUUGAUCUGUCUUACAACAUCAUCUCAAAUUUCUCAGAGCUGGAAAUACUCGGUAGCCUUUCUUUGCUACAGAACCUAUGGUUGGAAGGCAACCCAAUCUGCUGUGCUCGUUGGUAUCGAGCACAUGUUUUCAGUAUUUUCCACAACUCAGAAAUUUUGAAGUUAGAUGAUAAAGGUAUGAACACACAAGAGUACUGGGAAAAACAAGUAAUGUUUUCAAGCAGACAAAAGCAACCUGCUGGCUAUGGAUUUUAUUUUCCUGCAAAAGAUGACCAUGAGGAUGAAGACACUUUGAAUUCAAAGACGAGAAAGAUUUCCCGACUUGCAUUAAUCGUGGAGGAAGAGAAAGGUCUCUGUGAUGAAAGUGUGGACCAGCAGACCACCCCCCACGAAAGUGACAGUUCUAAGAAGGAUGAAGUUGCAGCUACUGAUAAUGACAUAAAAAUUAUUUCUUUGAUCCAUACAGCUGAAUUGUUGAAGAAAGAAAAAUCAACUGAUUGGCUGCGUGAAUUUAAGGAGUGGAUGGAUGAAAACAUGGAGAAUACAGAAGUGGACAACCUUUACAUAGAUUUCCACAGUAGCAAUGGAAAGUAUGAGGAACAAAAGAAAAGGCAGAAAACUCAAAAGAAGAACUCAAAGAACAUCUCAGACUUGGUGCAGACAUCAGAAGGUGGCAGCAGCUUGAAUCUUUUGGAAUCAGACUUAUCUUUCGUUGAUGAUGCAUGCUAUGGUGCUAAUGGUGUUACCACAGAAUCCUCGCAUAAAGGGAAUAUACACCAGGCCCCUUUAAGGCUGGACUUGAAUUCUUCCCAGCAACUUCCUCCACUAAAUUGUGUAGCCACUUCACAUGCUGAUUCUUUUUGUGAGAUGGAAUAUGGCACUGGCAGCUUGCAUACAAAUGGAGUUUCAUCAAAUCCGAUGAACAAGCUGAUAGAACCGAGUCUAUCCUUCACAAAUUCUAGUCCGGGGUCACCCCCUCAAUACAAGGAGGACAUUCUACAUCGAAGACUUUGUAUGGAGGAAGAAUUUUUGCAGAUUUCAGCAGACUUUGACUGUGCUUGUUCGCUUGGUGGUAGUAGCAGUUGCAGCGAUGACUCUUCAGGUGAUUUAUGUUCAUGCAAUUCCGAGGAUGGUUGUGUUGCAAUCCUAAGUAAAAUGGAGUUGUAUCUCAAUGGUGAUUAUGAGGGAAAGGAUGGGAUUGAAUAUUAUUCUGGAAAACAUAGUUUGCCUAAUUAUUCAGCAGAUGAUUUCCCAAAUUUUACAGAUUCCGUUGAGUUUGGUAUUAAGGAGUUACAUGAUAGGUACAAGAGCAAUGGGCAUUUAGGUGAAGGUUCAGAUCAUUUGGUCAGACAACAAAGUAAUCAGAAGUUGAAGAUGUGGAUUCCUCAUCUUUUUAAGAAUCACAAUGGCACUAAAAUAGUAUUUCAAAAGGUUAAUGGAGAUGAAAUGGAUGAUGGGGUUUCAGGGAACGGCCAUCUGGGAUGCAACCUGAAAAACCAUACUCGUUGCAAGGAAAUCAACUUAGAAAACCAUAAUUCAAGUAUCCUGCAAAAGGAUAACUUACGUGCCAGUGCCAAUACAGUUUCUUGUGACACUGAAAAAUACAAGCUUAUAGGUGAUUUCUUCAAUUUAGAAAUUGCAUGCGAUGCAUCUGAAAUAUGUGAGAGGACAGCCUUUUGUGGAUACAUAUUUCAAGAUGGAGCUGGAAGUGAUUUGGUUCAAAGAGAGGUAGCUUUGCUGAAAAGUUCUCAAAAUAAACUACAUAUUCUACUUGUUGAUAUGGUUCAAGAUGGACAAGACACUAUGCCGAGAGUUUUGGGCAGCUAUUGGCUGGAAGAUCUGGAGAAUAUUUUGGUUGGACUGGGUCUACAGACACUGAGGGUACGCAUGGCAGAUAAUACAACCCACCUAUUCUUGACAAGGACUUCCAAGGAGGCACAAGAUAUACUUGGGCUCUUAACCGUGUCAAAUUUUCCACAAUUAACCAGUAGUAUAUCUUUGCAAAGCUGGGAGAAGGUCCAACUUAAAUUGCUUGAGAAAUGUACUCAUGCAAAUUUGGAGAUGGGGAUAUAUCUAUACUCGUUGUUGUUGUUUUGGAAGAAUGAUGCUGAAGAAGGAUCCCUUGUUGUUAGAUCCCUCACUGUUACUGAAGGGUCAUUAUUUGUGUGUAUCGAGAACCUACAUCAGUUUGGUUCCAUCCCUGAUGAUUCGGAUACUCCAUAUUUUUCUCUUGAUGCUUGUUGUUUCAUCAACAAUAUUCAAGAAGUGGUUGUGGAUCAUUAUGACAAGAAAUGUUUGACAUUAGUUUUGGACAACCAUGCACAUGAAGGAAGAAUUUGCAGUAACGGUAGCAUUACAAGUUCACAGAACAAGCAGUCGGAUGAAAUUUACACAGUACAUACGUGGAAACUUAAGUGGUUCUCUGAAGAAACAGUUGUGAAGUUCAUUUCUUUACUUAAAGCUCUUUACUGGGCAUCAGCCUCUUCAUCUUUACCUGUAAAGUGUAUAUCUUGAUGUGUUAGGUUCUUGUAGUUCCAUAGUGAUAUUCGUUCAUUCUUUGGGGUUGUAUUUAGUUCUUAAUCUGUACAGUUUGUUCGCUAGUUCCUCCUAUAGUUAUGUGCUUCUUGUGUUCUUUGUAGAAUCAGAAAAUU
Molecule: messenger RNA, 3605 nt
Organism: Oryza brachyantha (malo sina)
Lineage: Eukaryota; Viridiplantae; Streptophyta; Magnoliopsida; Poales; Poaceae
Exons: 11
Coding region: 151-3468 (1105 amino acids)
Cellular component (GO): cytoplasm
Molecular function (GO): protein binding
Source: RefSeq, a predicted model, not a curated record